Messenger RNA from Priceomyces carsonii, 201 nucleotides. RefSeq lists its product as uncharacterized. The record is from RefSeq and is a predicted model, not a curated record. Lineage: Eukaryota; Fungi; Ascomycota; Pichiomycetes; Serinales; Debaryomycetaceae. The coding region runs from base 1 to 201 and encodes 66 amino acids. The transcript has a single exon.
AUGAUUAAAAAGAAAGAUACUAAGUACACUUUGAAUAAUAAUACCGAAAUCCCAAUUACUGCCUUCGGAUUAUAUUUAACUGCUCCUGAUAUUACUUCUAAAGUUGUAUACGAAGCGUUAGAAGUAGGUUACAGACAUAUAGAUUCUGCUGCUUAUCAUUCAAAUGAGGAAGAAGCAGCCCGGGAAUCUUUCAAUUUUUAA